GUUGGUAGUUCCGGAAUUAGUCGCACCACGCUUUUUAGGUUAGGUUAUCGGGGGGGUGUUCCUUUGCGUUUUUGGGCGCGAAUACAAUUGGUAUUGUAAAAACGUGGUUUGAUUAAUAAAUCAAUUUAAGAUGGAUAAAUCGAAAUUGGAAACGAUGGAUAUCACCCCAACGAAAGAAACGGUUUCUGCGGAUGAAAUGACAUCGAGAGACUAUUAUUUUGAUUCGUACGCUCAUUUUGGUAUACACGAGGAAAUGUUAAAAGACGAAGUGCGCACGUUGACCUAUCGUAACUCAAUGUACCACAAUAAACAUCUUUUCAAUGGUAAAAUUGUGAUGGAUAUCGGUUGUGGAACGGGAAUUUUGAGCAUGUUCGCCGCGAAAGCAGGUGCAAAACAUGUUAUAGCCGUUGAGUGUUCGAAUAUCGUUGAUUACGCGAAAAAAAUCGUUGAAACUAACAAAUUGGAUCAUAUUAUAACGAUUAUUAAGGGUAAAGUUGAAGAAAUUGAUUUACCCGAAGGUAUCGAAAAGGUUGAUAUAAUUAUAUCGGAAUGGAUGGGUUAUUGUUUGUUUUACGAAAGUAUGUUGGAUACAGUAUUAUACGCUCGUGAUAAGUGGUUGAAACCGGACGGUGCGUUGUUUCCGGAUCGUUGUUCAUUAUUUAUAACGGCUAUUGAAGAUAGACAGUAUAAAGAUGAAAAAAUUAAUUGGUGGGAUGACGUUUACGGUUUCGAUAUGAGUUCAAUUAGGAAAGUGGCUAUAAGCGAACCUCUCGUAGACGUCGUUGAUCCAAAACAAGUCGUAACCAACGCGUGUUUGGUUAAAGAAGUUGAUCUGUAUACCGUUAAGAAGUCUGAUUUGGAUUUUUCGACGCCGUUUCAUUUACAGGUUCGUCGAAACGAUUACGUUCAAGCGCUGGUUACAUUUUUUAAUGUUGAAUUUACAAAAUGUCAUAAAAGAAUCGGGUUUAGUACGGCUCCCGAGGCACCUUAUACUCAUUGGAAACAGACUGUUUUUUAUUUCGAAGAACAUCUUACCGUUAAAAAGAGCGAGGAGAUUUUCGGAAAGUUUGAGAUGAAGCCGAAUCCGCGUAAUAACCGCGACUUGGACUUUGUGAUUGAAAUUGACUUCAACGGUGAAUUGGGUGGUGUGCAUGAAAUAAAUCGAUACAGGAUGCGUUAACGCGAAAUUUACUUUUCAUACUCUAUUUUUUAUUGUCUUCUUUUUAAUUACGUCGAUAAAAAAUUUAGUAAUCCACCCAG
This is a messenger RNA of Onthophagus taurus, 1260 nucleotides long. It is a transcript of the gene Art1, whose product is annotated as Arginine methyltransferase 1. The record is from RefSeq and is a predicted model, not a curated record. Gene Ontology annotation, molecular function: protein-arginine omega-N asymmetric methyltransferase activity; protein-arginine omega-N monomethyltransferase activity; histone methyltransferase activity. Gene Ontology annotation, cellular component: nucleus. Gene Ontology annotation, biological process: peptidyl-arginine methylation, to asymmetrical-dimethyl arginine; chromatin remodeling. Lineage: Eukaryota; Metazoa; Arthropoda; Insecta; Coleoptera; Scarabaeidae.